GGAAGGAGAUCGAUUUUGGGGCUGAAAUUCUGCACAUUUUCUCAUCGAUGAAACAUGUUUUUUUUUAUCACAAUACAGUUUUCUGUUCCCAAAACUAGAAUCUGAUACGAACAGAGUGGACUACAUUUUGUAGACUUUAAUCUUUGCUCAAGUUGUUUAAAAGGAGUGUAAAUGUGAAUUGAGUUAUUGCACACAGAGUAGGCGUUCCCUAACGGAAAUAUGCACAUAUCUUCUUGAACGGGCCAAUAGGAUAGAAAAAAAAAUAGAAAAAUAAGUACAGGACAAACGAAAGGAGGGUGCGGGGCCGUGGGUAUCAGUGAAGGAUUUAUUGAUUUUGUCCUAAAAAAAAUGAAGUUACUAAAAGUAAACUUAAGUUAUGUAAGUGCAGUGGCAUGUUUGGUGGAUCACAGAGAGGAGUGUACACGGUAGACCGGAACACAGAGCAGCCGUCCGCUAGAUGGCGGUGUAUUCCUAACUCUCUCCUCAAGCUGCACUUUGCCCUGCAGCCGAGCAACAGCUAAACCCGGAAGUAACGCACUUACUUGCCAACAAAAUACAUAAAAGAAAAAAAAAUCAACAAUUUGACCGUUAAAACAUCUAUUUAAUGCCAUGAUUUUGUCCAUAAAAUACACACAUAUUUAACUUAUUUUAGUGAGGUCGUUAUUGAGCGUUAAAGUUUACAGGACAAUGUAUAAUAAAGCGUCUGGAUAUCAGUCUCUACCGCAACGAGAUUUGCUCACUGCCAAACCGGGGUUGUUCGUGGCGACAGAAAGCUUCGUCCAAUCUCCAUUCCACCAUCAUAAAGGACAUUCGUUUGACUACAUCCCCAAUGUUAGAGACAACGACUACAGUGACUCCACUCAGGGAUGGCUGUCCUGGAUCUGCAAUGUUAUUGUCUGCUUCAUGGUCUAUGUCUGCACCUUCAUAACCUUCCCCAUAUCAGGCUGGUUCGUACUGAAGGUUGUCCCUAACUACCAGCGCAUCGUAGUGUUUCGUCUGGGCAGAGUACGUCCUCCUAAAGGGCCAGGAGUGGUGUUGCUUCUGCCUCUUAUUGACCAAUGGCAGAGAGUUGACCUACGAACCCGGGCCUUCAACAUCCCUCCAUGCCAGGUUACUACCAGGGACGGAGGUGUGGUGUCUGUCGGGGCAGAUAUCCAGUUCCGUAUCUGGAGCCCGGUGAUGUCAGUGCUGUCGGUUCAGGAUCUUAACGCCUCCACACGCCUCACUGCCCACAACGCCAUGACAACCAGCCUGGGCAGGAAGAGCGUCAGGGAGAUUCAGACUGAGAGAAUCAAACUGGGAGAAUACCUUGGGAUGGACAUCAAUGAGAUGACCAAGCCCUGGGGUCUGGAGGUAGACAGGGUGGAGCUGACUGUAGGUGCUGUCCUGAAGCCCCCAGAGGACCAUUCAUCUGGGCCUGGCUCGGUUAUCCUACCCCCCUCUAUUCCUGGUCUCGAGGGCCUGGCCGGACCCAUACAACAACUGGCUAUGCACUUCCUGGGCAAUAUGGCUGGCGCUAACAAUGGAGCUCCCCUGGUUAGGACAGAGGACAGCAUCAGCUUCUCAGACGAGGUGAGCAGUGCUCCCCUGGCUAUAAGUCGUACGGGAGCCAGGGAUGAAGCUGUAACCAGGCCCAUGUCAGUGCUGGAACUGUACGAGGGCCUUCUCCUCUCAGAGUCUCUGGUCAGUCAGGUGGGAGCCUGCUUCCUGUUCCUCCUCCAAUCGCCUGACGGACAACAGACAAGCUAUUACGUAGACCUCAGCCAAGGUAGUGGCUCAGCCGGACCAGGGUCCCCUCCAGAGGGCCAGGUACCAGACGUCACCCUCAGUCUGACGGACCAGGACCUGCUGGCUGUGUUCGAGGGAACCCUACGACCCUUCGCAGCCUACGCCACUGGGCGACUCAAGGUCCAGGGAGACCUGAAGACUGCCAUGAAGCUGGAGGAAGUUAUCAAGCUACUCCGGCCUUAAGCACUGACUUCAGACCUGUCCUUAUAUAAGUACCAGGUCCUAGAAAUACAUGGUUCUGACCUUAACCACUGGCUUCAGACCUGUCCUUAUAUAAGUACCAGGUCCUAGAAAUACAUGGUCACUAAUAACAGUUCAUAUAGACCCAUCUCUUUGAUGUUGACAAGCAUGUCAAUCUCUCAUGGCUCAAAGUGGAAGAGAGAUUUGACUUCCUCAUUACGUGUUUUUGUAUGAAGUGUUGACAAGCUGAAGGUACCGAGCUGUCUGUUUAAAGUACUGGCACACAGCUCGGAUAAAAAUGCAUACCCCAACAAGACAUGCCACCAGAGGUCUCUUCACAGUCCCCAAGUCCAGAACAGAC
Molecule: messenger RNA, 2329 nt
Organism: Oncorhynchus gorbuscha (pink salmon)
Lineage: Eukaryota; Metazoa; Chordata; Actinopteri; Salmoniformes; Salmonidae
Gene: stoml1
Product: stomatin (EPB72)-like 1
Exons: 7
Coding region: 688-1971 (427 amino acids)
Cellular component (GO): plasma membrane
Source: RefSeq, a predicted model, not a curated record